AUGGCGUCGAAGAAGGCGGCGGACGCCAUCUUCCCGCUCAACAUCAACGUGGGCAUCAUGGGCCACGUCGACAGCGGCAAGACGUCGCUCGUCAAGGCGCUGUCGACGACGCUGUCCACGGCGGCGCUGGACAAGGCGCCGGAGUCGAAGGCGCGGGGCAUGACGCUGGACCUGGGCUUCAGCAGCUUCAGCGUGCCGCUGCCGGACCAGCUCAGGGCCGGCGUCGCCGGCCGGUUCGACGAGGCGAACCUCCAGUUCACGCUCGUCGACUGCCCGGGGCACGCGUCGCUCAUCCGGACGAUCAUCGGCGGCUCGCAGAUCAUCGACAUGAUGGUGCUGGUCAUGGACGUGAACAAGGGCAUCCAGACGCAGACGGCCGAGUGCCUCGUCAUCGGCGAGAUCACGACGAGCGAGCUCAUCAUCGUGCUCAACAAGGUCGACGUCAUCCCCGAGGCCGAGCGCGACGCGACCGUCGCCAAGACGACGAAGCGCAUCCGCCUCCAGCUCGCCUCCAGUAAAUUCGCCAACGCGACCAUCGUCACCUGCGCCGCGGCCGUCGGCGGCGAGAAGCGCGCGGCGGCGGCUUUGGGGACCGCGCCGUCGCUCGGUUUGGAGGGCUUGGUGGAGACGCUGCGGCGGCGCGCGCGCAUGCCGAGCCGCGACGUCGAGGGCCCCUUCUUCUUCGCCAUCGACCACUGCUUCCCGAUCCGCGGCCAGGGCACCGUCGUCACGGGCACGGCGCUCCGCGGGGCCUGCGCCGUCAACGACAUCGUGGAAUUGCCCGAGGUCGGCCUGGAAAAAAAGGUCAAGUCCAUGCAGAUGUUCCGCAAGCCCGUGAAGAAGAUCGUCUGCGGCGACCGCGCGGGGUUGUGCCUCUCGCAGCUCGACGCCGCGGCGAUCGAGCGCGGCAUCGUCGCCGCGCCGGGGUCCGUGCCGGGCAUCAACUCGGCUUUGGCAUUGGUGCGCAAGGUGCGCUUCUUCCGGGGCCCCUGCGACACGGACCGCAAGUUCCACGUCACGCUGGGCCACACGACGACGCUCGCGACGGCGUACUUCUUCGGCGCCGCGGAGCUCGCCGCGCGGCCCAAGCCCGCCGAGCCGCCGACGGCCUUCGAUUCGUCCAGGGAGUACGUCUUCCAGGAGCAGCUCGCGGCGUCGAAGCGCAAGAAGGGCGCCGACGACGACGGCGGCGACGGGCCCGGGCCGGGCAGCGACCUGAACGACGAGCCGCUCCAGUGGUGCCUGCUCAAGUUCGAGACGAGGGUGCGCUGCCAGCUCGACGCCUUGGUCAUCGGGUCGAACCUGGAGGCCGACGCCCUCGCGGACAAGUGCCGCAUCGCGUUCCACGGCAAAUUGGUGGAGCGCGUCGACGGCGACGCGUUCGCGACCAAGGUGAAGCUCUACAAGCUCAAGCGCAAGGAGGGCCUGGUCGCGAAGCUCGGCGACCCCUGCGUCGACGUCACGGGCGCGCGCGUCGUCAAGGACGUCGUCGGCAAGGACCUGUUCAAGAAGGAGACGAACAUGGCCGCCUUCGUGGGCAUGAAGCUGCAGGCGGCCACCGGCGAGAUGGGCCGGGUCGCGUCCGCCUUCGGCAAGAGCGGCAAGUUCAAGGUCGACUUCCCCGGGGGUACUUUGGUGAAGCCCAACGGCAAGCUCUACCUCGUCUUCAAGAAGUACGUCUUCUCGCCGUCCAAGGCCAUGCACCAGGACGACGACUGCCGCGUGCCCAGGGACGAGCUCGAGCAGGCGCGCGCGCCCAAAAAGAAAACGCCGGCGCCCGACGCGCCGCCGUCGCCGGGCCGCAAGAAGAAGGCCGCCGACGCGCCGCCGUCGCCGCCGCCCGCGCCGCCGCCUCUUUCGAACGACCGCAGCGGCACCGUCGAGCGGCACAAGGGCGACCCCAUGGCCGGGACCGCGCGGUACGAGACGAUCAUCGCCGAGGGCUUCUUCACCGCGGAGGAGGACCAGCGCGUCCACGCGGGGACCAAGGUCACGGCCGCGAACGGCGACGUCGGCUCGUUGGUCGGGCCCUUUGGCAAGGCGGGCAAGUCGAAGGUGGCCUUCGCCGACGGCACGGACGCGGCCGUCGGCUCGAAGCUCGCGCUCGUGCUGGGCUCGUCAUGA
Molecule: messenger RNA, 2124 nt
Organism: Aureococcus anophagefferens
Lineage: Eukaryota; Pelagophyceae; Pelagomonadales; Pelagomonadaceae
Gene: SEL1
Product: putative selenocysteine-specific elongation factor, selB
Exons: 2
Coding region: 1-2124 (707 amino acids)
Biological process (GO): selenocysteine incorporation
Molecular function (GO): GTP binding; GTPase activity; translation elongation factor activity
Source: RefSeq, a predicted model, not a curated record